CGAUUUUUGUGUGCGGCAUUUUAUGUCAUUUUGUCAAUUCUUUAUGGACAUGUGUUCCCACUGUUUUUUCGCCCAAUCAGCUUAUAUGUUAGUGUUUUCACUUCAAUCUAUUUUUCUUUUGUCUUUGCAAUCGAACCUUUGCCUCUGUUCUUGGUUUGAGAGUGGCGUUCUACACGUGUCUCACACCGCCAUUCCUCUCCAAUAAAAAGGUUACAGAACAUUGUCCACCGACUGUCUCUCCUCUACCUUCUUCUAAUCCUCCACCGGCUCAUCUAUUACUCAUUUACUCCAUUUUCAGACGCAUCAAUUUUUUUUUUUCAGUUUCAUCCGCCAAAUCAAUCUACCUUCCACCACCGGUUGCUCAAAUUGACUCUCCUUCGUACCCAACCGAUCAUCAACCAUCCAGGCUCGACGUCCCACCGUCGCAGACGAGGCCGACGAUUGCCCCACCCCACGCCUGCUUAGCUUCAACAUCGACCAAAUGUGUGCUUCCUUCUCCGACUUCUCUUUGGAUUCGAUUACCGCCGCCCACUCUACCGGUCCAACUACAACUUUCCUUCAUCUAUUUUCGUUUUUGGAAUCAACGAUUGAUACAAGUCUGUUCUUCAAAAGCUACAGGUUCUCUUACAUGGGAAAUUGUUGUGCUGUACCCUCUACCACCGAUACUGAGUUCGAGAAGAAAAAUAGGAAGAACGUUUCAGCCAUACAACAUCGACCCAUCGUUUGUUGAUAAUAGCUAAAUUGAAUUUACAGUAUGCCAAACUUCGAUUAACCAUUUCAUAUGUCGAUUAUCAAUGAGGUAUGUUUGUAGUUCUUGUCAUUUUCCCUUCACCCGCUUCACCAGUAGCGAUUUUUCAUUUAUCCUUUUUAGGGCUUUAUAUUAAUUUGAUGUUGUUUGCUUACUUCAUGUUUCUGCAUGUAGCUGCUAUUCCAACAACCGACAGUUGAUUAGCUUCUUUGUGUGUUGUUGAUAAUUUCAUCUACCCUAUUUAUUUCUUGAAACCAUGUGUACAACCAACAAAUGAGAUGUUAGUAAAUUUCCUUUGAGGUAUUUAGGUACAAAGAACUAAGGGCAAAUCAUACAAUAAAAAUGUGAAAAAGGGAUCUUGCACAGUUAUAACAUGAAGGUGCAUCAACAUUUAAUGCAUCUGAUGUGUUUUUCGGUGCUUACAAGCUGAGGAUUGAGAAGAAAUAGUUGACUAUGUUAUCAAGGGAGAGAAAGAUAAAAAUAACAUAGUAAAUGCAAGAGGGAUUUCACCUCAACACACCAGAGAGUUGGACAACAUAGAGUUGCACAAACAUUGUUGCAGUUCAGUCAAUUUCAUUGUACUACAACUUAAAGGUAGAAAUGUUUUUACUUAUAUAGAGUGAAGCAAAUGAGUUUUUAUCAGGGCCUCUUAUCAAGUUCAAUUAGCUUUUAAUUUGAAAGUUAUGUAACUCCAGAU
This is a messenger RNA of Lactuca virosa, 1445 nucleotides long. The record is from the annotation of a GenBank genome assembly. NCBI's taxonomy places the organism in Eukaryota, Viridiplantae, Streptophyta, Magnoliopsida, Asterales, Asteraceae.